Messenger RNA from Penicillium waksmanii, 1281 nucleotides. RefSeq lists its product as uncharacterized. Bases 1 to 1281 code for a protein of 426 amino acids. The transcript has a single exon. The record is from RefSeq and is a predicted model, not a curated record. NCBI's taxonomy places the organism in Eukaryota, Fungi, Ascomycota, Eurotiomycetes, Eurotiales, Aspergillaceae.
AUGCUACAGAUCGAGCCUCUCCACCAAGUCUUCCUGAAUUUCUACGCCGCUGUUUCUUACGAACUACUCGGACAAUCAGCCCAUCUUUAUUCGAGCACGAAGAUCUCUUUCUUGAAUGCGGCGCUGGAUUGUUUUGCUAACUGCGAUGCGGUUUUACCGGAGCCAAUGCCUCUACCGAAGCUCCCUGCCGUUGAGAAAACAACUCCCCCUCCAAGUCCGCCUGUAUAUUACCCUUCAACACCUCGGACACCUAGGCGCAGUCUACUUGCGUUUGAUGGGGGGCUCUUCCAGUCACCGAGGCGUGAUUCUCUCGUUCGGAGUAUCACACGGCUGAUUGACAUCUCUCUUUGGGAUUUUGAAGAAGACGACCCGUUCGUGUCAGAUAACGAGAAAGGUCGCGAGAACCCAUUUAUGUUGUCCUUAUCUCCGCUCGCAAGAAAGCCGGCGACAAAGGCCGAAAAGGAUCGUCUCUUCCGAGUCAUGCUCUCUUCGACCAGAACACCGGCAACCAAGAUCAAAGAGCCGGCCAAGAAUAAUACCACUACCACCCUUAUACCCUCUCCUCUGCGUGUCCGCAAAAUUCCAGAGGAAUUAGGACCUCGCCUGGCCAAACCAAGGUCUUUCGAAAAUAUUAGCAGCAGCGGCAGUUCCCCUAAGUCCCAGAGCAGAAGCUCGAACAGAUCUCGCCCUCCGCCCUUACCUUUGAGGAUCAUCCCAGCCACAAAACUAAAUAUCGAUACUCGGAAAGGCGAUAUAAAAAGUCCCCUCGCCAGAAACAUGAAACCCCCUCUCUCAGGCGGGAACCACAAUGUUCAAACUCCGCGAAAGACCACGGCGCCUGCGGAACCCACGGAGGAAAUGACAGCAGCACGCGGGGCAAAAAUCGUCCGACAUAACCGCCGAAUCGAGACUCUACGCUCACAGAUAACAAUAAACAUAAAUUCGAUACAACAGCACGUCGAUCACGUCCUAGAUAUUCAACGCACCCGUCGAUCUCGCCAGAUGCAGCGUUCCAUAUCAUUCUGGAGCUUUGAUCCCAUCAAGUCUGGGAGCGACGACGACGACGAAGAGGAAGUUAGUGCGGGUAAAGAUAGGGAACCGAUUCUGGAUGAAUUCGGCAAUUUCUUGGUGAAGGAGACGAAGGCGCAGCGAAUUACUCGUCUGCGGUCGGAGGGAUGGGAGACUGUUGGGUUGCGUUCGCCCCGGAGCACAUGGAAGGGAUCGCGGUAUUAUCAGGAAUUUUGCGCUAUGGUCAUGAAUGAGAUGUAUCUGGAUCGGUGA